AUGCGCAGCGACAUCGCAUACCGCGGGCUGUCGCGGCACGUGGAGCUUGAUCGGGCUGCCGAUCCGCGAGAUAGAUUCACUCUACAGGAGCUGAUCGGUGAAGGCACCUAUGGCGAAGUCUAUUGUGCUAGAGACAAGAAAAGUGGUCGAAGGGUUGCAGUCAAGAUAUUAGAGAACAUCACAGAGAAUAUAGAAGAAAUAGAAGAGGAGUUCCUGGUAUUCAGAGAUUUAUCUAGCCAUCCAAAUAUUCCUGAAUUUUUUGGAUUGUUUUUGAAACGCGGAGUAUGCUCAGAUGACGAUCAAAUAUGGUUUGUCAUGGAGCUCUGUACCGGCGGAUCAGUGACAGAUUUAUGUGCUGGAAUGCGGGCUCACGGCAACAAUCUCACCGAACCACAACUGGCUUACGUAUUGCGAGGUACCGUACGGGCCUUGACACAUCUACACGCGCAUCGGUGCAUGCAUCGCGACGUUAAGGGACAUAACAUACUUCUAACAGAAGAUGCUGAAGUCAAACUUGUUGAUUUUGGCGUCUCAUCACAUUUGGCAGCUACAGCAGCAAGAAGAAACACGUCUGUCGGGACACCUUAUUGGAUGGCACCUGAAGUCAUAGCGUGUGAACAACAGUUGGAUGAAUCUUAUGAUUGCCGUUGUGACGUAUGGUCGGUGGGCAUAACUGCGAUAGAACUGGCAGAAGGAGAACCACCUUUAUCAGGAUUACAUCCUAUGAGGGCACUUUUUCAAAUCCCUCGAAAUCCACCCCCAACUCUGGCACAUCCUGAAAUGUUUUCGUCACAACUCUCAGAUUUUAUUGCAGAUUGCUUAGUAAAAGAUAUGAAUCAGAGAUCAUUUGCAAGAGAGCUUUUGGAACAUCCUCUGCUGCUGGCAGUUAGUAGCUUGGAGGACAAGAUCCGUGAAGAGUUACAAGCGGAAAUAAAAAGACAGAGAGCUGAGGGCCGAGGCUCUAGGGCGCCUGAGGCUACAACCAAGAGGGGUAAACUCAAAUCACACCGAAAAGCACGACCAGAGAAAAUGUACACUGAUGACUUAGCAACACUUGAAGUACUGACAGAAGAUGCAAUCGUAGAACAAUUACAAAAAAGAUAUGUCCAAGAUCAAAUUUAUACCUAUAUCGGUGAUAUACUGGUUGCUGUCAAUCCUUUUACAGACGUAGGGAUUUACACUGCAAAGACUCAACAGAUAUAUCAGGGCCAUUGUCGGUCAGACAACCCACCACACAUCUACGCGGUAGCUGACGCAGCGCAUCAGGCUUUGAUGCACCAGAAACAGCAUCAGGCUAUUGUGAUUUCGGGAGAAAGUGGGGCUGGGAAAACGGAAUCUGCCAAUCUAUUAUUGAAACAACUCGUUUUUCUGUCGAAGACUCAAAAUCGAAAUUUAGAGGAGAAGAUUCUUCAAGUAAACCCCAUCAUGGAGGCAUUUGGUAACGCUCGUACUGGCAUCAACGCAAACAGUUCUCGUUUCGGCAAAUAUUUAGAUUUGUCUAUGAUGAGAGUUGGACGGAUCGCAGGCGCACGAAUAUCUGUAUAUUUACUGGAACAGUCAAGAGUUGUGCAUCAAGCCUUGGGCGAAAGCAAUUUUCACGUAUUCUACUACUUAUACGAUGGACUCGAGAGCGAAGGUCGUUGGCGAAAGUUCUAUCUUGACGAGCAGCUCAAAUCACGGCAUCGUUAUCUGCAGCCGCUGUCGGUUGUACACAGGGAACACAACGUGCACCGUUGGAGGCAACUGAAUCAGGCUUUUAAGGUAGUGGGUUUUGAAGACGAAGAGGUACAAAUUAUAUACAAAAUGCUGGCCGCAAUUCUUCACCUCGGUGACAUUGAAUUCGGUGAGACAGCUGGCGAAGACAAUGCGGAUAACAAAGCCACCAUAAUCGACACCGCACCGUUGCAUAGAGCAUCGUGUCUCCUUGGCGUGGAAACAGUUGACCUUCGUGAAUGCCUUACAAGUAGUAGUGUGGUGGCUCGAGGAGAAACCAUUGCAAGACAUAGUUCCCCUACUGAAGCCGCUGUUGCUAGAGAUGCCACUGCAAGGGGAUUGUAUGCGAGAGCAUUUGACAGGAUAGUAGAGAGGAUCAAUGCAUUGCUCUGCCAGAAUAGAGCCAAGGAACAGCUGUCAAUCGGAAUACUGGAUAUUUUUGGCUUUGAAAACUUCACGAGAAAUUCAUUUGAACAGCUUUGUAUAAACAUUGCCAACGAACAAAUUCAAUACUACUUCAAUCAGCAUAUCUUCACUUGGGAGCAACAGGAGUACAUGGCUGAAGGAAUACCGGUCGAUCUUGUUGAGUUCUCUGACAACAGGCCUGUUUUAGAUAUGCUGUUGUCGAGGCCUAUGGGGAUGUUGGCAUUAUUGGACGAAGAAAGUCGCUUCCCAAGAGCUUCAGAUCGAAGUUUAAUAGAGAAGUUCCACAAUAACAUCAAGAGCAAAUACUACGUCCGUCCGAAGUCUGAUGCCAUUUGCUUUGCAGUACACCAUUUUGCUGGACGAGUAGUUUACCAGGCCGAAGGUUUUCUAGAGAAGAACCGUAACUUCCUGCCACCUGAAGUUGUACAGUUGAUGAGGCAAAGUCAACACGAUAUUAUCCGAUUUUUGUUUCAAUGUCCUAUAACUAAGACUGGUAAUUUGUAUUCACCGCUGCACGGAGAUGUUUUGGAUAGGAGUUUAGAGAGUCCAAUAAAUGAUGUUCGAGAGCGGUUUAAUAGUCGUGGUCUCGCAUCUCAAUCUCGAGCACAACAAACGGUAUCGACCUACUUCCGGUACUCUUUGAUGGAAUUGCUUCAGAAAAUGGUAAGCGGGACUCCCCAGUUUGUGAGGUGUCUCAAGCCUAACGACUCCCGCUCUCCAAAACAUUUCGAUUCUGCUAAAAUACUGAAACAACUUCGAUACACCGGCGUUUUAGAAACUAUUAGGAUUAGACAAAAUGGGUUUUCCCACCGUUUGGCAUUUGAGGAGUUUUUGAAAAGAUAUAGUUUUCUAGCAUUCAGUUAUGAUGAAGACAUUAAACCGAACCGAGAUUCAACCCGCUGCUUAUUACUAAGACUGAAAAUGGAUGGCUGGGCCCUCGGCAAGUCUAAAGUGUUCCUCAAGUACUACCACGUUGAACUUUUAGCUAGAAUCUAUGAGGAACAGAUAAGAAAAAUAGUUCUGGUUCAAGCUUGCGUCCGCGGUUGGUUGGGAAAGCGACGCUAUGAGAGGUUAAAGUUGCAAAUGGCGAUCUCCGUGUUGACAUUGCAGAAGCAUGUACGCGGAUGGCUUACGCGUAAACGCCUGCAGGAACGACAGAAACAAAUCGCUAGAGAGUUCCAGAGAGAGCAGGACAGCCAGAGGAAACAACACAAGUCCGGUGCCUCAAACAAGAACAAAGCUAUGUUGAAAGCGAAAGAACUAAGGCGGAUGACGUCACAAGACAGCGAUAGCAGCGAACCUUCCUCCAACAAAGAAAACAUCGACACUAACAGAGCUGCCGUCGUUAUACAAAGCCAUUACCGAGGGUACACGGCGCGUCGUGCGUGGUCGAAAGGGCGUACGCCACCGCCGCCCACGGAGCCCGCACUCGCUUCACCGCAACUCCUAAUGCAGCAGUACUCGCAGCAAGAGCGCGCCACACAACUGCACACAUUUUCUGACCAGGUUCACAAUAAAAAUCAAGAAGUUCACAAGAAUCUACGUCGUAAUAAGCCAGGGAUCAGAUUGCAGGCUGUGCAGCGAGCUGACGAAUACCGACAACCGCCCGGUUUCACUUUGGUACCAGCGAUUAUUAGGGGACAACCCACACAACUUGAGAAAGAAGCUAGCAGGCUGUCGAGAUACCAACCAACUAGCAACGGUCACGCCAACGACUACCGCGAUGACAGGCAUUAUCAAAAUGGUCACUACAAUAGGCAGCCCCCGCCUUGCAGCCGCCAGUGCGGAGGCCUAGUCAGUGAUAAAAUCAACGAACUGGUAAGAAAAUCUCAGAAUUCGGAACUACCACCGCGGCCGGCAUUCACUCCCACCUACGAUCCAGAGUCUAAACUGAGGAAGAUCCUCCGGAAUUCACCAGAAAUCCUUGCAACUCCAGUGUUUAGCUCUGACGAUGACUACAAUGAGGGACCCUUUAGAUUCAAGCAAUUAUUAAGACCCACACUAGGUCCUACAGAGAGUCUCCGUAAACGAAAAGUUCGGACCUCCUCAGGCCAGAGUCCCUGGAUGUCGGAUAGCUCACAAGAUAGCACCAUUUCUAAGGAAGUGUUGAACAAACGUCGGCCCCAGAUCAGUAAUGGAGUAUUUUACAAUUAA
Arctia plantaginis is the source of this 4293-nucleotide messenger RNA. The record is from the annotation of a GenBank genome assembly. Lineage: Eukaryota; Metazoa; Arthropoda; Insecta; Lepidoptera; Erebidae.